AUGACUGUUCAACAUUGUUCUACUGAACCAUGUCAUGGUGAUCUGUUAGGACCUAUAUCUGCUCAAGCCUGCAUGAGUUCUGACCUUUGUGAUCCGACCUGUGACAGUAGCAAGAUUGAAAAGGUAUCGGCCUGUAAGGAUCGCUUAAGCGGCCUCGUGUCUGCAAGGGCACCACAGGCGACCGCGAGUCUGCAAGGGCACCACAAGCGAUCGCGGGUCUACAAGGGCACCACAAGCGAUCACGAGUCUGCAAGGGCACUACAGGCGAUCGCGAGUCUGCAAGGGCACUACAGGCGAUCGCGAGUCUGCAAGGGCACCACAAGCGAUCACGAGUCUGCAAGGGUACCACAGGCGAUCGCAAGUCUGCAAGGGCACCACAGGCGACCGCGAGUCUGCAAGGGCACCACAAGCGAUCGCGGGUCUGCAAGGGCACCACAAGCGAUCACGAGUCUGCAAGGGCACUACAGGCGAUCGCGAGUCUGCAAGGGCACUACAGGCGAUCGCGAGUCUGCAAGGGCACCACAAGCGAUCACGAGUCUGCAAGGGUACCACAGGCGAUCGCAAGUCUGCAAGGGCACUACAGGCGAUCGCGAGUCUGCAAGGGCACCACAAGCAGCCGCGAGUCUGCAAGGGCACCACAGGCGAUCGCGAGUCUGCAAGGGCACCACAAGCGGCCGCGAGUCUGAAAGGGCACCACAGGCGAUCGCGAGUCUGGAAGGGCGCCACAAGCGGCCGCGUGUCUGCAAGGGCACCACAGGCGAUCGCGAGUCUGGAAGGGCGCCACAGGCGAUCGCGAGUCUGGAAGGGCGCCACAAGCGGCCGCGAGUCUGCAAGGGCACCGCCACAAGCGGCCGCGAGUCUGCAAGGGCACCGCAAACAACCAAGACUACAGGGGUGCCAAUCCGCAUGAGUACUACAUAA
Ylistrum balloti is the source of this 921-nucleotide messenger RNA. RefSeq lists its product as uncharacterized. Bases 1 to 921 code for a protein of 306 amino acids. Lineage: Eukaryota; Metazoa; Mollusca; Bivalvia; Pectinida; Pectinidae. The transcript is spliced from 2 exons. The record is from RefSeq and is a predicted model, not a curated record.